CAGUCGUCAUUGAUACAUGUGAAACAUCCAAUGUGCACUUAUUCAAUAACCUAUUGGCCAUCCAAGCUAAGAUUCUGAUUAUGGCAACAUGUUCCGAUGACGUCAUCAAUGGAUUAAACCUGGACAUCAACUCGCAAAUAUUCACCCUUACGAACGACAACCGAAUAACAGAGUUUUACAAAGUGUCACCGUCUCGCUUGAGCGUGAUAUCGAGAGUGAUUGGAAUAUUUGACCCCAACCAAGGCAUGAAUUGGACGACUCCUCGUUUAUGGGACAGAAGGGACAACCUAGAAGGCUUGAAUUUGAGAGCGGUUCAUUUUAAUGCCACUCACACUUUCCUCUUCGAUAUUAAACACGGUCAAGUCAAAGGUUACUUUGGUCAAAUUCUGACGCUAUUGAGCACUGAUUUGAACUUCACCUUUUCGUUACUCGAUCAAAAUACUUUAUACUAUCCCCAUCGAAGUGGAAGAAAUGUAAUUCAUGCUCUUUUGGAAGACGAUGCCGAUAUUGCGGUCGGGGAUGUUUCCAUUACCGCCGAACGAUCCGAACUGGUCGACUUCUUAGACUCCCUUUGGGAACAUCAGUUUCGGUUUGUCUAUCGAAAAUCUCCUCAGAUGGUUCAUUGGAUGGCUUAUGUCAAUGUAUUUACGUCGGAAAUCUGGAUUCUCGUUUUGUUUAUUUUGGUCAUCUUGGUUCUCCUGGUUCCCCUUACGACGAAUAUUCAUGGGACAUCCCAAUCGCAGAUCUUGGCCUUUUUCUACAGCGCUGCCUUGAACCGAGAUAUCCCCAUUCUACGCCCAAAAUCAAAAGUAGCACCAAUCUCAUUUCACAUGAUUCAAUUCACGGUUUUGGUAUUCUUUUACGUCAUUCUCGCCAUUUACAAUGCGAUCCUCACGUCGUCCUUAGCAAAUCCUGAUUUUAUUCCAGUAAGCAAGCUGGAAGACCUCCUUAAGCCCGAGAUAAAAUUGGGAAUCAUGAAAACCACUCAAACUUACCAUAGGCUUAGCAAUGCUCACCAUAGUUCAAUAUUGGGGCGGAUUUUUAGCGAAAAGAUCAAAGAUUCGUCAAACGCUGUUUAUGACAUGACAGGAGAGACUGGUCCUCGGAUGGGGUUAACACAAUUCACAAAGCUGGAAAUCGACCUUUUGGACCAGGGUUACUUGAUCAUGACAUCAGAAAUAAAAGCAUGGGAAUUGGUUUCCAACUUUUGUGAGUAUCGGAUAGCCCCGGUCAAUAACUUUUUGAAUGAUAAAAGCAGCAUGACCGUGCCUAAGAAUUCGCCCUUUGGGGGAUUGUUCAAUCAUUGGAUCAGACGAUACCAGGAAGCUGGACUCAUUGACAAAUAUAUUGAUGAUAUGCUGAAGGAACUGCAAAGUGAACCCCCAAACCAAUCUGAAUGCAUCUCCGAUCCAGAGUUGGGUUUUGAUCAGACCCUCUCCGUGUUUGUGAUUCUAAUGGUUGGCAUUGGUUUAGGAGGAAUCCUAGUUUUACUGGAAACUGCUAUAAACUGGACCAAUGGUAAUAACCACUGAGAUGCCAUUUGUUCUUGAUCGUCUCGUAACACUUAUAACUUUUUCCCGUUGGAUUCUACGACAAGGAAAGCAAUAUGAGGGCGGCCAGGUAUAAUGACAAUUUGACAAUCAUCAUUGGAAAACGAAUCAAUGAAACAUUAAAUUCAAAAUUAUACCCCUAAACAUAUGAGCCUUGCCCAUCUACCGCGACUCUCAAUAAACAAGUUUUACUCAUGUCCCACUAUUUAUGAUCACAAGAACGAUCCUGGUUUUAAAUGGCUUUUGGAUCAUUGUUUCUAUCUGGCGAAGUGUUGGAUGAUGCUUCUUGGUUGAUUAAUAAUCUGGACUUAAACGUGCGAUAUAUCCAACCACACAUUUGAAAGACCAUACCCACCUUCAAUUGGAUAUGCUCAUCGAACUUUCCAUUAUUUUGGAGUACUACACAUAGAUCUUUCAUAGAUGAGACCUGCUCAAUAUCUUUACCUCAAUUAUCUACGAGUGGAGUAUGCAAAGGAGUUGACCCAAACGUCAUUGAGCGGACUUUCAUUAAGUUCAGAGCCAUAUUGCUCUCAGUAACGCAAGAGCAGAUUGCUAUAUCUCAGUCUUUUGCCAGUCUGGUGGAAUCUUGGCCAUUCCUACCAGAAACUGACUUUGCAUCGUCGGCAUAAGAAGAGAGACUGGCAGUAAGUCUAAGCUUCUGAAGCGGAGCAAUGAAGAUGAUGAAGAGGAGGGGCCCUAAGAUGGAGCCCUGGGGAACACCCAACUUACCAUCAUGUAUGUCACAAAAGGAUCCCUCCACCUGAACAAUUUGCUUCCUAUCCUGAAUGAAGCUUCUGAUCCAAUUGAAAACCUUGCCUUGGAUUCCAAUAUCAUCAAAUCUGUUCAACAAAGGCCGAGACUUUGUCUUGCCUAUACCUCAAGCAGAUCCGGUGUGUCAUGAUCGAACAAGACGUAAUACUGUACUCCCAGUGUUUUCAUAGAUGAACUUAUCACCCGUCAUAAUUAGGCUUAAUUAGUAUGCAACAUUGUACUUAUU
Tigriopus californicus is the source of this 2547-nucleotide messenger RNA. RefSeq names its product glutamate receptor ionotropic, kainate glr-3-like. Gene Ontology annotation, cellular component: membrane. Lineage: Eukaryota; Metazoa; Arthropoda; Copepoda; Harpacticoida; Harpacticidae. The coding region runs from base 81 to 1532 and encodes 483 amino acids. The transcript has 3 exons. Gene Ontology annotation, molecular function: glutamate-gated receptor activity. The record is from RefSeq and is a predicted model, not a curated record.